Doryrhamphus excisus (bluestripe pipefish) is the source of this 1506-nucleotide messenger RNA. RefSeq names its product fibroblast growth factor 8a (gene fgf8a). Gene Ontology annotation, molecular function: growth factor activity. Lineage: Eukaryota; Metazoa; Chordata; Actinopteri; Syngnathiformes; Syngnathidae. The record is from RefSeq and is a predicted model, not a curated record.
UGUUUUUUUGAGAGCCGGUUGGAUUCCUGCCGUCUUUUUGGACUUGAGUUUGCAACAAGAACUUGUGGGCUUUGAUUUGAAACUCCAGCAUGAGAUCCAUCACUUGUAGAUCUAGCUGCUUGUUUCUGCACUUGUUGGCCUUCUUCUACUAUGCUCAGGUAACCAAUCAGUCCCCGCCUAAUUUCACGCAGCACGUAAGCGAGCAGAGCAAAGUGACGGACCGAGUGAGCCGCCGGCUGAUCCGCAUCUACCAACUCUACAGCAGGACCAGCGGGAAGCACGUUCAAGUCCUCCCCAACAGCAAGAUCAACGCCAUGGCGGACGACGGAGACGCGCACGCCAAACUCAUCGUGGAGACGGACACGUUUGGAAGCCGAGUGCGUAUCAAAGGAGCCGAGACGGGUCUCUACAUCUGCAUGAACAAGAGAGGCAAGCUCAUUGGCAAGAAAAACGGACAAGGUCGUGACUGCAUCUUCACUGAGAUUGUUUUGGAGAACAACUACACGGCCCUGAGGAACGCCCGCUACGAGGGCUGGUAUAUGGCCUUCACACGGCGAGGACGUCCACGCAAAGGCUCCAGGACGCGACAGCACCAGCGUGAGGUCCAUUUCAUGAAGAGGCUGCCCAGGGGUCAGCAACCUGCGCAUCCGAGCCACCAGCGACCGUUUGACUUCAUUCACUAUCCCUUCAACCAAAGGACUAAACGUACGCAAUACUCCUAAUGCUUCCUUCGCUAGCCCUUCAACCAAAGGACUGAACCUACACAAUACUGGUACUACUGGUCAGAGUACUGAAGACCAUCUACAAAGAAAGGGACUUGUCUCUCCUACAGAGCAAUAGUAUAUCUUCAUGUCUAGUUGCUGUUUUAGUUUCUUUUCUCAUUGAAAAACUGUAAAUAGACAAAAAUGACAAAAAAAUCUAUUUUUGUACCGCAGACUAUAAAGUCGUGACUCAUGUGAAAUAAGCAAAGUUCUAUUUUAGAUGCACAUAAUUCAUGACAACUUAGUAGAGUGAUUUUUUUAUCUUUUACUUUUGGGAUAUUUUUUGGACUCAAAGGACCCUGAAGGACCCUGAUGGACCCUGACGGACCCUGAUAGAUUCUGACUGAGCGCACUGCCAGGAUUUCUUUUUUUCUUGAUUUUCAUCUCAAGUCAGCAGAUAAAGUCAGGGGUGUCCAAAGUGCGACCCGGGGAGCUUUUUCCGCCCACAGCUUGUCUUUCAUUGUCCCCAGGCAUAGUGUAAAAAUGAAUGAAUAUGAAAGAAUAUGACAGGAAUGAGCUUUGUCAGCUGCAAAGCUAGCAUAUUGACCUACAUUGGAUGGCAUCCUUUCAUUUGUACGUAUGCAGGCCCCAGUGGAAAGGCUUGGACACCCGUGGGUUAACACGGGUAAACUAUAUCUUUGUAGCUUUGGAGCAACAUGGCAGCUGUACAAAGAAACAAGAAGGUGUGGGCAGAUAGUACCACCACCCUCCUGAUGCUCACCCAUUGUCACCCCGUCUAUGUCUC